Molecule: messenger RNA, 2922 nt
Organism: Uncinocarpus reesii 1704
Lineage: Eukaryota; Fungi; Ascomycota; Eurotiomycetes; Onygenales; Onygenaceae
Exons: 1
Coding region: 1-2922 (973 amino acids)
Biological process (GO): intracellular calcium ion homeostasis; calcium ion transmembrane transport
Cellular component (GO): membrane
Molecular function (GO): calcium channel activity; calcium ion binding
Source: RefSeq, a predicted model, not a curated record
AUGUCCACGCCCAUCUACGAAGGGCCCGAGCCAAGCUACGGCUCCGAGCGGGGCCGUCUCGAACAUGGCCGGUCGUCGACUGAAGAGACCAUGGUCGGCGAGAAACCGCCCGACGAAGAGCGUGGACGCCUCAAGGUCGACCCUUCCCUCAAUCCUCAUGACACCGUGCAACCGUCGCCGUCGCGAACUCGGGAGGAAGCCCAUCGGUUGGACGACGACCUGGCAAUGUUGCAGGUCGAACGACAGGUAUCAAUAACCGAAACCGAAGUGGAAAAGGCAGGACGAACUGGGUCGAUUCACAGAUCCCGAACUCGGCGCUCAGAGCCUGUCGAUGAGUUCGAUGCCGCCACCAACCCCCUCCAUGAGCAGACCGCGUUCAAACCCCCGGAGAACCCGACGACCAGCCUUGCUCGGUUUGUCAAAAAGGUCCACAACUCGAGCUUUUUGAUCAGGUAUUUUACCUAUAUUACGCCAUUGGUUCUGAUUCUCUUGAUCCCGCUGCUGGUCGGUGCCCUGGCGUUCCCCGAUGCCGAUGUUGGCGGUGUGAGACUCAUGUGGUUCUCUGUCUGGUUGGAAAUCUUCUGGCUCACACUCUGGGCCGGACGAAUCGUCGCAAAAUGCAUCCCGGUACCCGUGGGGAUUAUUGCAAGCAUGUUUACCAACAAUGCUAAGAAAUGGAGGGACCUUGCGAAGCAGUUGGAAUUGCCAGCUGCCCUCUUCUUCUGGUGGCUUGCAGUGGAGAUCUCCUUUCUCCCGACUAUGAAGAAUCAUCAUGUCGAUGGAAACAAGGCCACCAAACACUGGGAACUCGUUAUGAACAAGAUUAUCAUUUCUAUUUUUGUUGGAACAACCCUCAACUUGAUUGAGAAACUCAUUAUCCAGCUCAUUGCAAUCAGCUUCCAUCUCAGAACUUAUGCAGAUCGCAUUGAAAUCAACAAGUUCCAGAUCGGGAGCCUGACAAAGCUUUACGAUUACUCCAAGAAGAUGAUCACCAUGGAGGAUCGUGAAUUCGAAGAUCAGCCUAAAGAUGGGCAGAGUUCCGGCGCUCGAACCCCAAUGAUGUAUGCCGACAGGGCAACAAGGGUGGCCAGGGAGGCCCUCCAUCGCGUUGGCGACGUUGCUGGAGUAGUUGCCGGUGAUUUUACAGGGCGGAAAGUCACGAAAAGCAGUCAUCCAUAUCAGGUCGUCCUCACCUUGUUGGGCACCACAGCCGGAAGCCAAGUUCUAGCCAGGCGAUUAUAUCGAACCUUUGUCCGCGAGGGCUUUGAAACCGUUUUUUCCGGGGAUUUGAAAGCCGCCUUUGACAACGACGAUGAGGCAGAAGCGGCUUUCAACAUGUUUGAUAAGGAUAUGAACGGGGAUAUCUCCAUGGAGGAAUUGGAAGCUGUCUGUGUCGAGAUUGGCCGGGAGCGGAAAUCUAUUACGGCGUCGCUAAAAGAUCUGGACUCCGUCGUAUCGAAGCUAGACGACGUUUUCCUCUUCAUCGUCGUAGUCAUUACGAUUCUCGUAUUUUUAUCCUUGAUCUCGACCUCUGCGGCGGGCGUGUUGGCUUCGGCUGGCUCGACUCUGCUCGCUCUCUCGUGGCUCUUCUCCGCCACCGCGCAGGAAUUUCUUCAGAGUAUAAUAUUUGUCUUUGUGAAGCAUCCAUUUGAUGUGGGUGACCGUGUCUCGGUGUACGGGAACACCGGCGCCAAUCUCACGGGGGACGAUUACUUUGUCAAGGAGAUCGCCCUCCUAUACACCGAAUUCAAAAAGAUGGAAGGGCAUGUUGUCCAGGCCCCUAACAGUUAUCUCAACACGUUGUUCAUUCUCAACCAGCGGCGCAGCGGCGGGCUCGCUGAAGCCGUCCCGAUUGUCAUCAAGUUUGGCACCAGUCUUGAACAAAUAGAUGCUCUUCGACAACGCCUCCUCGACUUUGUGCUCUCCGAAAAACGGGAAUAUCAAGGCAAAAUCCUCACUGAACUGAGACAAGUCACGGAAAAUUACUCCAUUACGCUCAAUGUUGUCUUUUUCUACAAAUCAAACUGGCAAAAUGAAUUGCUGCGUCUGCAGCGUCGGAACAAAUUCAUUUGCAACCUGAUGAUCUCGCUGCAAGAAGUUGGCAUUGAAGGCCCACGCAUGAACUUGCUGGGUUAUAAGAACAAUCUCCCGUACCAUGUGUCAUACCAGGGUGCGCCACCGCAAUAUACUCCCAAUGAGAACGAUCCAUCCCACCCACCCCCGUCAGACCCCCAGCAGAUCGCUGAAGCUCGCGACACGCUUGGAGAAUUGGGCGGCGGGGUUUCCACUGGUGUGAAUCAUCACCCGUCUAUUCUUCGCCGUCCGGGAGCGCGUGGUCGUGGUAAUUCCGCCUCUAAACACGUCGACUUCUCUCUUGGCAUGUCUGCACUCAGCUCCGGCGACCUCAUGUCCGACGUAUACAGUGACCGAGAAAAAGGCCGCGUGGACGACGUUAUUCGAUCCGCCAACCGCGAGACUGCGGAGCGUCGCCUCCAAGCGCAGCAGGAGCGGCUAUCCCUUGAGCGAGAAGCGUCUCAUCGUGGCCGUAACUCGCUCGAGUCUUAUCGUUCCGGCUCAUCGCGGCAAGCCACGUCGGCGUUGGGAAGCACGUCGUCCGUUCAUAGGAAUCGCUUUUUCGGUCGGCUCGGCAGUCGGGCGGGUUCGCACCAACCAUCGCACCGAGGGUCUCGCGGUGACGAUGAUAUGAUGGAGCAAGGUCGAUACGUCGGUGGUUCACCAAUCCUCCCGCCAGUACCGCAAAACACCAUGGAUUCACGGACAAGGAACAUUUCCUCUCAAGCAGCGCAUGAUGAUUACCUGGAUCAGCGGACGACGAACAGUGAUUCGGAACUGAUGCAUAGCAGGAGCAUGGACCGGAUGAAUGAAGAGUUUGAGAUGGGCAGACUUGGGCACAGGUCGUAA